Messenger RNA from Psylliodes chrysocephalus, 1971 nucleotides. Lineage: Eukaryota; Metazoa; Arthropoda; Insecta; Coleoptera; Chrysomelidae. The record is from the annotation of a GenBank genome assembly.
GUAUUUGAAAAAUUUUUAGCUCGCUCGUUUUCAGUUGGAGUACUUUAUAAGUGGGUGGAAGUAGUGAUAAAAUUGUAAAAGUAGUAAUAAAGUGUCGUCUGUGAUUUUUCGUAUAGUCGCGAUUUAAACAAUAGUUGAAUUUUGUAGGUGUUUACGAUUUUGUUUAACAAAAAGUAAAAGAAAAUAAGUAUUCCAUACAAGCUCGUAAAAGUUAGCAUAAAAGAUAAAUAAAAAAAUACUCAUAUACGGGGAUUCGUGGAAUGGCUGGAACUGCAACUAAUAGUCGUCGAAGAUGGUCAAAUAUAUUAACAUGUCGUCAAGUAUUAAAUAUAAUGGUCAUCACGGGCUUCAUGUUCAACUACAUGUUACGAGUGAACUUGACCAUAGCCAUAGUAGAGAUGGUGCAAAGUGUUGCAACAAAUUCUUCUGCAACAAACUCAACCAACUCAACGACAGCCAUAGUUCCCGUACACAAUCACCACUUCAACUGGACAGCUUCACAGAAAAACGAAGUUCUAGGGAGCUUCUUCUGGGGCUACAUCCUAACAGAAAUACCAGGCGGCCGAAUGGCUGAGAUGGUAGGUGCGAAAAGAAUUUUCGGAGGCGGCAUGCUACUAGCUAGCAUUCUAACAGUACUAACACCAGGGUCGUGUUACUGGAAUUUUUACGUUGCCGUCGCAAUUAGGGCAUUAGUCGGGUUCUGCUUGGGAGCCACUUGGCCCGCCAUUCCACCCAUGGCAGCUAAAUGGAUACCGCCCAUGGAACGGUCGAAAUUCAUGGCUAACAUGAUGGCCAGCGCUUUAGGGGCAGCUUUAACAUUGCCGGUUUGUGGUUUGUUAAUCAAUAUAUCUGGUUGGGAAUCAGUUUUUUACGUAACUGGUGCCGUAGGGAUAAUAUGGUCCAUUUUAUGGUUUGUUCUGGUGUUCGAUUCCCCAGCCCAACACCCAAGGAUAACGCCCGAAGAGAGAAUGGACAUAGAAAAUAAGAUAGCCGAGAUGGAUAACAAUGGGAAAACAAUGAAACCUGAUAAUGUUCCAUGGAGGCAAUUAUUGACCAGCAUGCCAGUUUGGGCUAUUAUUAUAACGCACGGAUGUUCAGUGUUUGGAUAUUUUACUGUGGUGAAUCAGCUGCCUACUUAUAUGAAGGAUGUAUUGAAAUUUGACAUUAAGAAAAAUGGACUUUUAUCAAGUUUGCCUUAUUUCGGCAAAUAUUUAAUGGCAGUGAUAGCUAGCUACGUAGCAGAUAAAAUAAGAAAAUCUGGAAAACUUUCCACAACAACCACGAGAAAAGUCUUUACGACAUUUGCUUGUUCCCUCCCAGCUCUGAUGAUGGCGAUUCAAGCGAUUUGGGGAAAAACGGCCGCGCUGUCAGUGACGGUGUUCACAUGUGCUUUAUUUUUCAAUGGUGCCGUCACAGCUGGAUACCUGUCAAAUGUCUUGGACAUCGCUCCCAACUUUUCAGGUACCAUAUUUGGUAUGGCAAACACACUAUCUUCAAUAUCUGGAUGGGUUUCGACCAAAAUUGUGGCUUUGAUCACAGAAACCGAAAGUUCUUUCUACACCUGGAGGUACAUUUUCUGGAUAUUAGUCGGAACAUACGGAUUAGGUGCUAUAUUUUUCCUGGUGUUUGGCACAGGUAAAUUACAGAAAUUUAAUUCUAUACCGUGCAAUAGUAUUCACGACAAAGAGAUGCAACCUCUUAAAUCGCCCAUUGAAAUCGAGAAAGAAAAAGAGGCCAUGGCCUAAAAUAUACAACUGAAUUAAUUGAUAUUUAAUUCGUUUAAUCCGGAGACAGCCUUCUUCACUCAUUAUGGACUUAAAUCUGCGAAAAGAUAAACUGAAUGGCUGGCUCAUUUUGGAAUUCUGCAAUUGGUCAGAAAAUACUCUUAAAAGUCAAAGUUAUUUGCAAUAUUUUGUCAAGUCAAAUUAUUUACUUAAUAUAAAAUUGUCAAAAAUUGAUCUCGCUUGCUAA